This is a messenger RNA of Pseudomyrmex gracilis, 876 nucleotides long. RefSeq names its product POTE ankyrin domain family member B2-like. Bases 1 to 876 code for a protein of 291 amino acids. Gene Ontology annotation, cellular component: nucleus. The record is from RefSeq and is a predicted model, not a curated record. The transcript has 2 exons. NCBI's taxonomy places the organism in Eukaryota, Metazoa, Arthropoda, Insecta, Hymenoptera, Formicidae. Gene Ontology annotation, biological process: regulation of gene expression. Gene Ontology annotation, molecular function: protein binding.
AUGGAGUUUACUUGGAGAGUUAAUUCUCCAUACAUCUCUUUCUUUUCAGGUGUUACAGCACUGUGGUGCGCUGUUCGAAAAAGACAUGUAGAUGGUGUUAUGAUGCUGUUGUACAGAGGUGCUAACGUUAAUACUCAAACACGGGAGUUUGGCACUACUCUGCUUCACAAUGCGGUAGAAUAUAAAAAUAUGAAAAUUGUUGACUUACUAUUAAAUUAUGGAGCUAACAUUAAUGCUAGUAAAAAGUCAGGUGUUACACCACUGUAUCUUGCUGUUGAUAAAAGACAUGUAGACGGUGUUGCGAUGUUGUUAGACAGAGGUGCUAACAUUAAUGCUGUACCAUAUAACAAUUAUUGGUUGUACUUUUCUGAACACUGGUAUUGGAUACAAGUUGCUGAGAUUCUUAAACAGCAUAUAGUUAAGAUGAAAACUGCAAAUUUAUUUGUAAGUGAACAAAUAUUAUCAAUGUGCAGCAAUUAUGAAAAAAGAGAUUUACAGGAUAAAUGUGAAAAAGAAGUAGCUAUCAUGAAGAAUGAGAAAAUUAGUAAUACUAACAUAUCAUUUUACGAUAUCUUGAUAAAAGAUACAAAUCUAGUAGCAAUAUACAUGAGUAAUGAAAAUGUAGUGCAGGUUUUAAGAUCAGACGAGUAUAAGACAAAAUUUCCAAUAUACUCUAGCAUGAUAAAAAAUCAGUUCAGAAAAGGUAUGAAAAAGAAAGAGUUGCUCGAACAAGGCACUGAAAUUUUCUAUUUGUUGUUUAACUUUCCUAAGUUACCACUUGGGUGUAUUGAACAAAUAUUUAGUUACUUAAGUGAUAAUGACAUAAGAAUUUUAAUAGAUACUUUUAAGUCCCCUAACAGCACUGAUAUAUUCUGA